UAAAAGAUGAGAGAGCGCGUUCUCACCGUGAGCGUCGCAAUAGUCAAGCUCUAGUAAAGUGCAAAGCUUCAACUUACCGUGAACCUGCUCUAAACUAAGCGCCGAUUUAUUCACAGUACAUCUGAGCGCCUAGCCAUACAUCUCGCUUAUAUUCGUCCUUCGACGUACUGUACUUGCACACAACACUUUCUAUCUUCUCGUCCUACAUUGAUACAAUAUGGGUCACGGAAGCUCAAACAAGCUAUAUGUUACGCAUACAGAACACUCCGGAAUGUUUGGUCAGCAUACAGCCUCCUCUGCAGGUUUCAAGGCGAAGGCAGAAGCACCUCAUCCUGGAGCAAGGACGCCAUUUGACUGCUGCGCUCUUUCCUUCCAACCGUUUACACACCCCGUGCUCGCCCUUAACCCUGACGGGACUGGCUACGUCUUUGACCUCGUCAAUAUCAUUCCUUGGCUUAAACAACAUAACAACACCAAUCCUAUAACCAAUGAACCAUUGACUCCUUCAGAUUUGAUCACACUCCACUAUGCACGCAAGCCCUCGGGAGAGAUUCAUGACCCUAUCUCUUUCAAGCCGUUCAGUGAGCAUUCACACAUUGUUGCCAUUGCAACUACGGGGAAUGUGUUUUUGGCGGACAGUAUCAAGGGCGGAAGAGAUCUAGUGGCUGAUGUUCGCUUCAAGAAAGAAGACGUGGUAACUUUGCAGAACCCUCAUGGCCUACCGCCAGCAUCCGUCUCUACUUCAGCACGAGCCAAGGUUGUAACGACGGAAAAGACCAAAGCAUUAUCCAUCGUCGCAUCGAGCUCAGUGGUGAAGACUGCACCAAAAACGAAGGUCUCCAUACCAUGGAAUGCUUCCCCCUACUCGACCGGUCUUCCGGGCGCAUCUCUUACGUCAACGUCAGUCGAUCCGCAAACACAGAGUUCCCAAUUGCUUUGGGACGAGGAAGAACUCAUGUUUGAAGAUUUUGCGACCCCACCAAAGGGUAAAGGCAAGGAAAAAGAUAUAGGACGUCGACGGGCUUAUGUUCGGGUUGUAACCUCGCUGGGAGGAAGCUUGAAUUUGGAGUUGUAUUGUGAAAAAGCUCCAAAAACUUGCUACAAUUUCCUCAUGCUAGCCAAAGCUGGGAAGUAUAACAAUUGUCUGUUCCAUCGACUAGUUCCCGGAUUUAUGAUUCAAACGGGUGAUCCUACGGGUACUGGCGCUGGAGGAGAAUCGUACUGGGGUACUCCAUUUAGGGAUGAGUAUGACAUGCGAAAUGCGGCCAAACAUGAUAGUAGAGGUGUGGUUGCCAUGGCCAAUAAGGGACCAAACACCAACGGAUCGCAGUUCUACUUGACGUUCAAAGCUACUCCAAAUCUGGACAAGAAGCACACUGUAUUUGGAAAGCUGGUGGGUGGUGAAGAAGUGCUGGAUGCUUUGGAGGCACUACCCGUCAAGCCUGGCACGGAGAGACCAGCGAAACCUGUGCGUAUCACAGAGGUAAUAAUAUACCAGGAUCCAUUCGAAGAAUACAAAUCACGUCAGGAAAAGAAACGCGCGAAGCAGGCUGCCGCGCAGGAGCCAUCAGCACAGAAGGCGGCGGAGAAGAAAGCCGAAGAUGAGAUUAAUUGGUUCGGUGUCAAGCUUGGAUCCAACGCACCAGGGGCUAACGGAGCUUCUGGGGGAGUUGGUAAAUAUCUCAAUGGAGUUGCUGCCAGUAGUUUGAAGAGACCUGCAGAAGCUCUGGUUGCAAGUCCGGGAGCACCUGAAGAGGGCAAGAAGAAACGUCGAAUCGGGUUUGGGAAUUUCGACGCGUGGUAAUAACCUGAAUCUAUCUUGUAUGUAUAUUGUACAAUAAUAUAGUCUCCAACCAUAUGUAUCUCUACCGACGCGAGUGGGUAUCCAUGUGCACUCAUGCAGGCAUUGGUAUACGUUGCUGCCG
This is a messenger RNA of Somion occarium, 1925 nucleotides long. NCBI's taxonomy places the organism in Eukaryota, Fungi, Basidiomycota, Agaricomycetes, Polyporales, Cerrenaceae. The record is from the annotation of a GenBank genome assembly.